CGUCGCCCGCCAUUGACCUUGGCUUUUGGACCAGACCGACGGCAAAAUGGAUGACCUCUACGAUGAGUUCGGAAACUUCAUUGGGGAAGAGGUUGAGUCUGAGGCAGCAUCCGAGGCUGGAGAUCAGGCGGGCGACUAUGCGUACGACGACGAGCAGGAGGAGGCGCCCAGUGUCGCCGGACAGGAGCUCAUGGAGCUCGAUGAUGGACCCUCCAACGCCGUCAUCCUCCACGAAGACAAGCAGUAUUAUCCCACGGCCGAGCAGGUGUACGGCGCCGACGUCGAGACGCGAGUAGAAGAGGAAGAUGCGCAGCCUCUGACGGAACCCAUCAUUGCGCCGGUCGAGCAGAAGAAGUUCAACGUCGAAGAGGCUGAUCUGCCCCCCGUCUUCUUCGACCGCGAGUUCAUGGCCGAUCUGAUGAACUUCCCCGACCAAACAAGGAACAUUGCACUGGCAGGCCACCUGCAUCACGGAAAGACGGCUUUCAUGGACAUGCUCGUGAUGGAGACCCAUGACAUUGCGGACAGGCUGGACCGGAGAGUUGGAAAGAAGCGGGAUGAGGCCCUGCGAUACACUGACGUGCACACGCUGGAGCGGGAGCGAGGGCUGUCCAUCAAGGCUGCGCCGAUGAGCCUUGUCCUGCAGAGCACCAAGGGGAAGUCGCACCUCUUCCACAUCAUCGACACCCCCGGCCACGUCAACUUCGUGGACGAAGUGGCAGCGGCUUUCCGGCUGGUGGAUGGCGUAUGUCUGGUCGUGGACGUGGUCGAGGGUGUCCAGGUCAACACCGAGCAGAUCAUCAAGCACGCCGUCUUGGAGGACAUUCCCCUGACACUCAUCAUCAACAAGAUGGACCGUCUGAUUCUGGAGCUGAAGCUGCCCCCCAAGGACGCCUACUUCAAGCUUAAGCACGUUGUGGAAGAAGUCAACACCGUCAUCGCUAACACUGUGCCCACCAAGGCAGCUUCAAGGCGGCUCAGUCCCGAAAAAGGCAACGUCCUGUUCGCCUGCACGGACAUGGGAUGGUGUUUCACGCUGCCCUCAUUCGCCAAGAUGUAUACUGAUACCUAUGGCGACAUCAACCCAGACGACUUUGCCAAGCGGCUGUGGGGAGAUGUCUACUACAACCCUAAGAGGCGGAACUUUACUCGCAAGCCGGCGGAAGAAAGAUCUGCGAGAUCCUUUGUCCAUUUCGUCCUAGAACCCAUCUACAAAAUCUUCACACACUCAAUCAGCGACAGUCCAGAACAGCUGAAGCUCGUUCUGGCUUCUCUCGGCAUUGAGCUGAAGCCAUCGCAGUACAAGGCCGACGCAAACGUCAUCCUUAAGCUCGUAUGCGAACAGUUCUUUGGUCCGUCAACGGGCUUCGUCGACAUGGUCGUCAAGCACAUUCCCUCGCCGUCAGAAGGCGCACACCGGUUGUUGGAGCGAUACUACACCGGCCCCUUGGAUACAAAGGUUGCAGAGUCGAUGAGGACAUGCAAUCAGGACGAUCCUUUGGUGGUCCACGUCACAAAGCUCUUCAAUACCUCGGACGCCAAGAGCUUCUACUCCUUUGGUCGUGUUCUGAGCGGCACAGCUCGGCCUGGUGCUGCCGUGAGAGUCCUUGGCGAGGGCUAUUCUCUUGACGACGAAGAAGACAUGACAAUGGCGUCCAUCGGCGAGGUUUUUAUCGCAGAGUCUCGGUACAACGUUCCCACAGACGGCGUCCCUGCAGGUAACAUGGUGCUCUUGGGAGGAAUAGACAACUCCAUUGUCAAAUCUGCAACAAUAGUACCUCCCAAGCUAGAGGAUGAUGAGGAUGCUUUCAUCUUCAAGCCCGUGACUCACUUUACCGAGUCUGUCCUCAAAGUAGCCGUCGAGCCCGUCAAUCCUUCCGAGCUGCCCAAGAUGCUCGACGGACUCCGCAAAGUUCAAAAGUCAUAUCCCCUGAUCAGCACCAAAGUCGAAGAGUCUGGAGAGCACAUCAUCUUGGGGACCGGAGAGCUCUACAUGGACUGCGUAUUGCAUGACUUGCGGCGCCUAUAUGCCGACAUGGACAUCAAGGUCUCAGAUCCAGUCACAAGAUUCUGCGAGACGGUGGUGGAGACGUCGGCGACAAAGUGCUACGCCAUCACGCCGAACAAGAAGAACAAGAUCACCAUGGUGGCAGAGCAGCUGGAGAAGGGCAUUUCCACAGACAUUGAGACGGGCGCUGUCAGGAUACGUGAUCCUGUACGGAAAACGGCCAAGUUCUUUGAGGAGAAGCACGGCUGGGACAAGUUGGCGGCCAGAAGCAUCUGGGCUUUUGGUCCUGACGAGAUGGGACCAAAUAUUCUUCAAGAUGACACCCUGCCUACGGAGGUCGACAAGAAACUGCUGAGUACUGUCAAGGAAUCCAUCAGACAGGGCUUCAGUUGGGCUACCCGUGAAGGCCCCCUCUGCGAAGAGCCUAUCCGUAAUACCAAGUUCAAGGUCACAGACGUAGUCUUGGCCAACGAGGCCAUUUUCCGCGGUGGUGGCCAAAUCAUCCCUACCUCUCGCCGAGCAUGCUACUCAUCCUUCCUCAUGGCCUCUCCGCGCCUCAUGGAGCCCGUCUACGCGGUAUCCGUCACGGGACCGGAAGACUCCUACAUGGAAGUCUACAACGUGCUCGCCCGACGCCGAGGCCACGUCCUCUCCGACGGCCCCGUUGCCGGCACGCCCCUAUACCGCGUCAACGGCCUGAUCCCCGUCAUCGACAGCUUUGGCUUCGAGACGGACCUGCGCAUCAAGACGCAGGGCGGCUCAAUGGUCAGCCUAGUCUUUGACAGCUGGAACAUCGUGCCCGGCGAUCCGCUCGACAGAGACCAGGUAACGAGGCCGCUGCAGCCCGCCUCAGCGCAGGCCACGGCUCGAGACUUUGUGCUCAAGACGAGGCGCCGCAAGGGCCUCAGCGAGGACGUCAGCGUCAAGACGUUCCUGGAGCCUGAGUUUUACCAAAGCCUGAUGGAGAGUGGUAUGCUCGGUGAUGUAUAA
Trichoderma reesei QM6a is the source of this 2998-nucleotide messenger RNA. RefSeq lists its product as uncharacterized. Gene Ontology annotation, biological process: mRNA splicing, via spliceosome. The coding region runs from base 47 to 2998 and encodes 983 amino acids. The transcript has 5 exons. The record is from RefSeq and is a predicted model, not a curated record. Gene Ontology annotation, cellular component: cytosol; U2-type catalytic step 2 spliceosome; U4/U6 x U5 tri-snRNP complex. Gene Ontology annotation, molecular function: U5 snRNA binding; GTPase activity; translation elongation factor activity. Lineage: Eukaryota; Fungi; Ascomycota; Sordariomycetes; Hypocreales; Hypocreaceae.